Messenger RNA from Vanrija pseudolonga, 1518 nucleotides. RefSeq names its product 54S ribosomal protein RML2, mitochondrial (gene RML2). NCBI's taxonomy places the organism in Eukaryota, Fungi, Basidiomycota, Tremellomycetes, Trichosporonales, Trichosporonaceae. The transcript has 3 exons. Gene Ontology annotation, molecular function: structural constituent of ribosome; RNA binding. The coding region runs from base 55 to 1428 and encodes 457 amino acids. Gene Ontology annotation, cellular component: mitochondrial large ribosomal subunit; ribosome. The record is from RefSeq and is a predicted model, not a curated record. Gene Ontology annotation, biological process: mitochondrial translation.
GAAGCCAGCUAGACACUCCACUCCGCACCUUCACACCCCCCCACGACACCCGACAUGCUCUCGCGCACGGCUCAGGCGCUGCGCGUCGGCACACGCCAGGUGGCGGCGUCCACGUCCCGCCUCCCCACGACGACUGCCGCGACAGCAGCGGCGGCUCUGCAAAAGUCGAGGGCGUACGCGACCGAGAUUGCCGUCGCGGGGUCCACCGACGACUUGGGCCCGCCUCCUCCCCCCGCCUCGACUGAGGCUAUCAUCAAGCGCUACACUGGCCCUGGGUUCCCUCGCAUUCCUGGCCUCCGCCACCUCGUGAUCCCCCACCACCCACACCUGUACAACGGCGACCCUCUGCGCGAGCUCACGACGGCAAAGCGCAAGAAGGGCGGACGUAAUAACUCGGGCCAGGUGGUGUGCAAGGGUAUUGGCGGCGGCCACAAGCGACGCCUCCGUCUCGUCGACUUCUGGCGCGUCGAGGCGGGCGUGCACGACGUCGUGCGUAUCGAGUACGACCCCGGAAGGAGCGGACACAUUGCGCUCUUGCACCGUCGCGGCGCAGCCAGGGAGCACCGCGUCAGCCCCGACGAGGGCGCGAUCUUGGCAGAGACCGUCUCGGAGCUCAAGGGUGGCACGAACACGCUCCGCGAGGCGCGCAACGCUGUCAAGGGCGGUUGGUCGUACAUCCUCGCGCCGGACGGCCUGCGUGCCGGCGACGUUGUGCAGUCGUUCCGUUCCGGCAUCCCGGAGGGCUUUGUCGAGGGCUGGGCCGAGGCCAUGGCCGGCGAGGAGGACCCCGCUGUCGACGCGGACGAGGGCGGCGUGUCCUCGGCUGCUCGUGCCCUGGGUAUCCUGCGUAACAAGGCCCUCCACCCCGGAAACGUGCUCCCCCUCAACCUCAUCCCCACGGGCACGCUGAUCCACAACAUCAGCCUGCGUCCCGACGGGCGCAUGCAGCUGUGCCGCUCGGCAGGCACUUUUGCCCAGAUCAUCGCCCACCACGGCUCGGACGGCCAGGCCUUGGGCGGUGCCGACGUCCUGCACAUGGUCGGCGAGAAGGACCAGCUGGGCAACCGGGUAAAGAAGGCCGGUACCGUGCUCGUCAAGCUCCAGUCGGGCGAGGUGCGCCAUCUCCAGCCCAACUGCUUGGCGACGGUUGGCAUGGUUUCCAACAAGGAGCACCAGCAGCGCGUCAUUGCCAAGGCUGGCCGCAACCGCUGGCUCGGCAAGAGGCCAAAGGUCCGCGGUGUGGCCAUGAACGCCUGUGACCACCCCCACGGUGGUGGUCGUGGUAAGGGCAAGGGUAACAAGGCCCCACGAUCGCAGACUGGCGUCCUCAAGGGCUUCCGUACGCGUCGCCCCAGGGACAAGGACGGCAACAAGCAGGUCGUCACCGAGCGUCCCCGUGGCAAGGCCGCGCUGGCCGCCAGGGGAUAGACGAGGGCGUAGCGGGGAGGAAGUUGCAUACUGGCUACUACUAUUGGUCACUUGAGAUCCAUGCAUACACAUCUGCUCUACAGUAGAUAA